Molecule: messenger RNA, 633 nt
Organism: Beta vulgaris subsp. vulgaris (sugar beet)
Lineage: Eukaryota; Viridiplantae; Streptophyta; Magnoliopsida; Caryophyllales; Amaranthaceae
Exons: 3
Coding region: 1-633 (210 amino acids)
Molecular function (GO): zinc ion binding; nucleic acid binding
Source: RefSeq, a predicted model, not a curated record
AUGUCGAACCUUACAAAACUUGAAUUUGCACGCCACCACCUCCAUGAGGGUCUUAAGACUGAGUACUUGACUGUGAAAGAUCCACAAGUCCUUUGGAGUAAUCUAAAGGAAAGAAUUACUUCACAGUUGAAAUUAUGUGGAAAGAAAAUCACUGAUGCAGAAAUGCUAGAGAAAACAUACACUACCUUUCAUGCGAAUAAUGUUGUCCUGCAGACACAAUACCGUGAAAAGGAAUGUAAAUAUUCUGAACUUAUAUCUUGUCUCCUUGUGGCUGAGCAAAAUAAUGAGCUACUGAUGAAAAAUCAUGAAUCACGUCCAACUGGUUCCACUCCAUUCCCUGAAGCGAAUGCGACAUCCCAUAAUGGGAAAGAAAAAUAUCAGGCCAACAAUAGUGGUCAAGGACGUGGACGUGGAUAUGGUGCGAGAUGUGGAGGAAAAGGUCAUUGGUCUCGUACGUGUCGUACACCAAAACACUUGGUUGACCUAUAUCAACAAUCAUUGAAGCAAAAGGGAAAGAAAGUAGAAACAAAUCUUGUGUACGAAGAUGGCGAAGGUGACUUUGAUUGUGGCAAUACAACUCACCUGGAAGUUGCUAAUUUCUUCACCACCCCUGAAGGGAAUAACAAUCCUUAG